AUGACAACUAUUCAAGUUCUAGAAAUUGUCAUUAGAAAUUUGACUGUCAUUUGUCAUAUCUCACAGCCUGCAGACUGGGAGGAUAGGGAAUAUAUUGAUGAUCCUAGUGAGGUUAAACCUGAGGGAUAUGAUUCAAUUCCAAAAGAAAUUCCAGACCCAAAAGCUAAAGAGCCUCAUAACUGGGAUGAUGAAGAGAAUGGUGCGUGGAAACCCCCAAAGGUACCUAAUCCAGCGUAUAAAGGACCAUGGAAGCCCAAGAAAAUUAAGAACCCCAAUUAUAAAGGAAAAUGGAAGACUCCUUGGAUUGAUAAUCCAGAGUUUGAAGAUGACCCUGAUGUUUAUGGGCUUAAGCCAAUUAAGUAUGUAGGAAUUGAGGUUUGGCAGGUAAAGGGUGGGUCAGUUUACGACAAUGUUUUGAUCUGUGAUGACCCAGAUUAUGCAACACAAGUUGUGGAAGAAGUAUUUGCAAACAGGGAGAUUGAAAAAGAGGCCUUUGAGGAAGCAGAGAAAGUGAGAAAAGCACGAGAGGAAGAGGAAGCUCAAAGAGCAAGACAAGAAGGUGAAAGGAGGAGAAGAGAGCGGGGUUAUGAUCGACGGUACAGGGAUAGAUAUAAGGACAGAUACAGAAGGGACCGUCGUGAUUACAUGGAUGAUUACCAUAAAUUUCUACUGAACAAACGUGAAAUGGAGUUGUUGAAGUUAGAAAACAAGGUUAGGUUUAUCCUUGCAGUUGUGAAGGGAGAGAUCAUUGUAAGUAAUAGGAAGAGAGCUGCUCUGUUUGUUGAGCUGCAAACAAAAGGUUUCACUCCUUUUCCAAAGAAAACUAAAGUUGUCGAGGCAGAAGUUGCUGGUGCAACUGAUGAUACAGAAGAAACAGAAGUGAAAUCUCCUGCUGACAGCAGUAGUAAUGGGGUACAGAUAAGUGAUUAUGAGUAUCUACUGGCCAUGGCAAUUGGAAGCUUGACCAUUGAGAAGGUUCAGGAGUUAUGCGCUGAAAGGGAUAAGGUCAAUAAGGAGGUUGAUGAUUUGAGAAAGGAAACUCCAAAGUCCUUUUGGAGGACAGAUCUUGAUGCUUUGGAGGGGCAACUCGAUGAGCUAGAGAGAAGUGAUGUGAGUCAGAGGAGUUAAGAAAGAAAAUGAGAGGCAAAGCAAGGGGUGAAGCUGCUAUGAAGUCUGCUAGACAAGCACCCAAGAACCCACGGAAGAACAAUAAUAAGAAGGCAAAUAAUGCAGAAUCUGUUGCAGAAGCUGUCUCGUCAUCUGUGGCUGCAAGGGAAAUUGAGAAAGCUCCUGAGGCAGCAAAACCCAAAGACAGAGCAGGCUCUAGGAAAGCUCCUGCCAUGGAGACUGAAGUGCCCAAAGUACCAGCCAAGAAGAAAGAACCUAGCAAAAGGGCUGCUGCUGCACAGAAGAAGAAGCCCUUGGCAACUGUUUCGGAGAUAUCUGAUGAUGAUGAUGAUGAUUAAACUGGCUUUAAUGACAUUGAUGAUGAUGAUGAUGAUGAAGAUAGUGAGAUAGAAGUUGUAGCUACUCCAGAAGCGAGGAAAAAGGGCGGGGAAAACUGGCUGUAAAUGCUAAGGCAGUUAAGGCCCCUGCAGCGGCAAAGAAGAGAGGUGCAGCGAAUAAGCAGCAGCCUCAGACAUUGGCCCAGAAGCUUUUAACUGACAUGUUAAAGCCUGCUGAAAAUUCCAGGAUUUCACUGGAGAAGAAAGUGAGAAACAUGAGGGCAUCUCCAUUCAACAAGAAAAGUGGUUCUGUGUUGGGAAGGGUUGGUAAGGUAAAUGAAGUGACUGAAAAUGAAGAAAAUUCGGGUUCUGCUUCUACUUCUGCCAGUACUGAAGAAACUAUUG
Messenger RNA from Quercus robur (English oak), 1850 nucleotides. Its product is annotated as calreticulin-3-like. Gene Ontology annotation, molecular function: ATP binding; DNA topoisomerase type II (double strand cut, ATP-hydrolyzing) activity; calcium ion binding. Gene Ontology annotation, cellular component: endoplasmic reticulum membrane; endoplasmic reticulum. Lineage: Eukaryota; Viridiplantae; Streptophyta; Magnoliopsida; Fagales; Fagaceae. Gene Ontology annotation, biological process: protein folding; DNA topological change. Bases 1 to 1128 code for a protein of 375 amino acids. The record is from RefSeq and is a predicted model, not a curated record. The transcript is spliced from 13 exons.